Molecule: messenger RNA, 870 nt
Organism: Peronospora farinosa
Lineage: Eukaryota; Oomycota; Peronosporomycetes; Peronosporales; Peronosporaceae
Source: the annotation of a GenBank genome assembly
AUGGAGGGCUCUUUGGACGAUGCAAUGUAUGGCAUGAUGACCCCUACUGUUGCUGCAAUGCGACUCAAAAACUUCUACGCAGAGGAUCACAUGGCUAAAGGUGCUGUGUUGGUAACGAUUGAUAAGCCAUCAGCUACGGACCCCUUUCGAUCGCUCGAUGUCAAGUGGGUCGAGAGUUACCAGCCACCGAUGCUCCGCUCCAUCAUUAGCAACCGUGACUUUGUAUAUAUGGAAGCGACGGGCUUUACCGAGCUUCGUGACGGCGAAAUGGUUGGUUACCGUAUUGUUCACUCGGUGCACUUCCCUCAGACGCCUAAGGUUGGCAACAACAUUCGAGGAAAUAUGUCCACCUGCGGACUGUAUAGACAGCGCUACCACAAUACGGUGGAGGUUUAUAUUCGAGCGUCGUCGAAUUCCGGAGGAUAUGCCCCUCGAUCUUAUGGAGUCAAGUAUGAGUCGAUCGCAUUGAUCUCAGCUAGAAAAAUGAUCCGCUGCGCUCAUCGGAAGAAGCUCUCGUGGCUAUUAGGACAAUGUGAUGCAACAGUGAUUCUAGGAGAGGCCAAGUGCAUUGGCUGUGGUCAGAAACCUGGCAUUUUUGCAACAUACAUUGGCUCGUGCGCUCUUUGCAAACGCGCCUUGUGUUCGCCAUGUAGAAUAAAGAUCGAGGUGGGAUACGUGACACUGAGAGGAAGCCUGGUCAAGAAAAAAAUGUGGUUCUGCACCUACUGUCUAGACGAAGCAAGACAAACAAGCUCACGUGUUGUCGCGCUUGAAGAAUAUGUAGGCACGAGGCUUGUGGCCUCGAUUCCAUGGAGCUGUAGCCCAACCCAGUCAAAUACAGCAUCCGUUUUGGACCGUAGUGAUGAUUAA